This is a messenger RNA of Theobroma umbraticum, 2088 nucleotides long. Its product is annotated as 3-beta hydroxysteroid dehydrogenase/isomerase family protein. The record is from RefSeq and is a predicted model, not a curated record. Gene Ontology annotation, molecular function: oxidoreductase activity, acting on the CH-OH group of donors, NAD or NADP as acceptor. Gene Ontology annotation, biological process: steroid biosynthetic process. NCBI's taxonomy places the organism in Eukaryota, Viridiplantae, Streptophyta, Magnoliopsida, Malvales, Malvaceae.
AAAAAAGGGGAAAAAAAAAAAGGAAAAAGGAGAAUGGUGGUGACGACGACGGCGAAUGACGUGGCGUAUGGGGAUUGGAGCGAGACGAGAACUUGCGUGGUGCUCGGAGGCCGAGGAUUUUUAGGGAGAACCCUCGUCGCCAGGCUGCUGCGACUGGGAGGUUGGAUCGUCCGAGUCGCCGAUUCAUCCUCUCACUCUCUGAAGCUCGAUCCUUCCUCCGCUUCCGAUUCUCUCCUCUCCAAUGCUCUCUGCUCUGGACUAGCCUCCUUUUGCAACGUCGACGUUCGCGAUACAUCUCAAAUCAUCAAAGUAACUAAAGGUGCAGAUGUUGUAUUUUACAUGGAACCAUCAGAUUUAAAUACGCAUGAUUUCUGUAAUUGCUACAUGAUCAUAGUUCAAGGUGCAAAAAAUGUCAUUAAUGCGUGCCAAGAUUGUAAAGUUAGACGACUCAUAUACAACAGUUCUGCAGAUGUUGUUUUUGAUGGUUCACAGGAUAUACAUAAUGGUGAUGAAUUGUUCACUUGCCCGGGGAAAUUUCAGGAUAUGUUGAUUGACCUUAGGGUUCAAGCAGAGGGACUGGUCCGGUUAGCUAACAAUAUUGAUGGUCUUCUAACAUGUGUACUUCGCCCUAGCAACAUCUUUGGACCUGGUGACACACAAUUUGUGCCUUUGCUAGUGAAUUUAGCCAAAUCUGGUUUGGCAAAGUUUAUUAUAGGAAGUGGUGAAAAUAUGUCUGACUUUACCUAUGUGGAAAAUGUUGCUCAUGCUCAUAUUUGUGCAGCAGAAACUCUAGAUUCUCGGAUAGUCUCUGUGGCUGGAAAGGCAUUUUUCAUCUCGAAUCUUGAGCCUGUGGUGUUCUGGGAUUUUGUGUCUCUCAUCCUUGAAGGCUUAGGCUAUCAAAGACCGUUCAUAAAAGUUCCUACUUGGAUGGUUUCCUAUAUUCUCUCACUUCAGCAAUAUAUAUAUGACAAAUUGCACUUCAGAAUGUAUAACUAUUCUGUGUCACCUCAUUACUUUGUUCAGUUGGCAUCACGCACCAGAACUUUUGACUGCUCUGUCGCUCAAAAGCAUCUUGGAUACUCACCUGUUGUCUCCCUAGAAGAUGGUGUCAAGUCGACCAUUGAAUCAUUCUCUUGUUUAUCCAAAGACUCAUCUUUUAUGAGAUACGGCAAUUAUAAUGAAAAAUCCAAAGCAGAGAAGCUGCUGGGCAGUGGGAUAGUUGCGGACAUCUUGCUGUGGAGAGAUGAAAAGAGAACAUUUACAUGCUUCCUCACUCUGGCUUUGGUAUUUUACUGGUUCUUUCUCGGCGGAAGAACUUUUACCUCAUCUGCAGCCAAGCUUCUGUUGCUAGUUACAGUUGUUCUUUAUGGAUAUGGCAUUUUACCAUCAAAGAUAUGUGGUUUUGCUGUUCAAAGGAUUUCUUCUUCUUACUUUAAAAUCUCAGAAUCUGCCGUCAGAGAUUCUAUCAGAUCCAUAUCAUAUAUGUGGAAUAAAGGAGUUCGUAAUAUCAGAAUGUUGGCCAAGGGAGAGGAUUGGAGCAAUUUUUUCAAGGCCGUGGUCGUUCUUUAUUUUGUCAUGUUGAUUCUGUCUUAUUCGUUGGCGGUGCUUAUUGGCAUUGCCCUGGUUUUUGCCUUCACUGCAUUCUUUGUUUAUGAACAAUAUGAAUCAGAGAUCGAUGGAUUAGGGAAGGUCCUGUGCUGUGGUAUCAUGGAAUCAAAAGGAUUGUUAAUGAGGACCCUACCAGCUUCCAUCACAUCAUUUCUUGGAAACUACAGAAUUUUGGAUCAAGAAGAAGCUCCUGCUGUGGUAAAGGAGUGGAAAUAGCCGGAUCAAGCGCUUGGAAUAUUUUAAUUUCCGUAAGUGAUCAGCUAUCAUGGUUAGACUUGCAGAACAAUUGUUUUCCUAGCAAAAUAGAGAAGCAAAUGGGGUCAGUAGUUUAAUCGAACAGCAUAAGUUCUGUCCCUUCUCCGUUAAUACUAAUUGUUCAUCUUGAAGCAAAGUAGGACAUAGGGAUACAUGCACAUACAAAAACGUUUCUGUAGCACAUGUGGAGCGUAUUAGAAAUAAAAAAUACUUUGACUUCUGCUU